Acaulospora morrowiae is the source of this 1845-nucleotide messenger RNA. The record is from the annotation of a GenBank genome assembly. Lineage: Eukaryota; Fungi; Glomeromycota; Glomeromycetes; Diversisporales; Acaulosporaceae.
AUGUCUGAUUCCAAUCCUUUAUCAAUUCUAAAACGAGAAAUCAGUCGUCUUGGAUUUGUUUCAGGCGAAAAAAUAAGUUUACUCGCUCACUUUACCAAAAAUGUAGAAAAAAUUACUGUUGCAGUAUCUUUUCUUGAUGACUUUGUUACAGAUGAAGAUAAACGUACUUAUUUGAGAAAUUUAAUAUCUCCACAUGGUAGAUCCGCUAAUAAACAAAAAUUAGGAAAUCCGUUGUUUACAAAUAUAUUAGAAGUGGUCCUUAAUCUCAGGAAAGCACUCCCGGAAAAUUUACAAGAUGACAUCGAAACAAUGUCGGAGGAACAGGAAUUAGAGCAGGAAGAGUUAAUUUCAAUAAAUACAAAUCUAAUCCAGCACCCUGACAGAAAACCGCUUGCAGUAAUUAUGGAACAUGUUCUAUAUGUAAGGAAAUCUUACAAGGAUCUAUAUCGCAUAGUUACCAAAGAUAAAUACGACCCCAGGUUCCUCAUAUCUGGCACGUCAGGUGUCGGCAAAUCGUGUUUCUUGAUUUAUUUAUUAAUCCGGCUCUUGUGCAAUAAAACCGAUGCCACGGUCAUUUUUCGGCCAGUUGAUGGUGAUUUAUUGUACUGUUUCAGGGAUUCUAAUCUCUUAGUUGGUGACUUUAAAGAAUUUUCGGAGCAACUCUAUUACAAUUCCAAAGCCUGGUACUUGGUAGAUGGUACAGUCCCCGAGGAUGUUAUAGCAAGAACAGUUGUUUCUGCAUCAUCAAAAGAUAUCAAAGAUAAAAGAUUUCAACAUUUUGUUAAAAAUCUUGUGAAUGAAUUUUGUAUGCCACCAUGGUCAAUACAAGAGUUGGAAGCCUGCCGACAAAGUGUCUUUCCAGUCAUACCACAAGGUUUAAUGCUUGACCUCAGUGACGAAGCGGGUGGUGUGCCAAGAUACGUUCUUCAGAUACCAGCAUUCAUUAUUCGUCAGGGAAAUCCCAAUCUCGAGGAUCAGGAUACGAUUGAUAUGAUUAAGAAAAUGUCUUUAAAAUACGUAAAAGAAGCCAUCUGGGAAAUCAAUAACAUCAGAAGGCUUAUAAAGUGCUUUUCUGAAAAUUCUCGAUAUAUUGAACUCAACAAUCACCUUAUUCAUCGGUGGCCAGACACUUUCUAUCGAGAGCGAUCCCUAUCAUGGGCUUCUGGUCGUAUUUUUGAUAAAAUCCAGAAAAAACUGGAGGAUAGUAGAUGGAGUAAUAUAUUUCUAAAAAUUCAAGAUUCUGAUGACCCUUCCAGCUAUAGGGGGAUUUUGUUUGAGUCACACGUACUUCAUCUCUUCAAGCUUGGUGAUCAAACGUUUGAAUCAAGGAGACUUGAAGAAAACAAGAAUGAUCCAGACAUUUACGGUAAAUUAACUAUACCAACAAAACCAGCUACAAAGUAUAUUCGAUAUGCAAGCCAGCUCACAGGGUAUAACCAGGAAGGAAUAAUCAUCAAACCAACCAUAAAAAGUUUCAGUGCGGUAGAUUUAAUCCUUACUCCGGACUGUAUCUUUCAAAUUACUGUGUCUCCAAAACACCCCAUUAAGCAAAGUGAACUAAUAGAUAUAGUUCAGAAUAUGCCGGCAUAUAGGAAGGAUCCGGAUGCAAAAAUUUUUUUAUGUUUUAUUGUGCCGGAUGAUAUAUAUGAUAUCUUCACAUACCAAAGUUAUGCAACACCCAAGAAAAAAGUAGGAAUCGAUCUUGGGGCCUUUCAAGCAGUUAAACAUAAGUUCCCUAUCCUCAGUAAUGUAGAACAAUGGGUCGUAAAAAUUAAAAUGACGCCUGAAGUGACUGUAACGUCUGUACUGAACAACGCGAUGACAGUGGCAAAUUACUGGUUAUAA